GUCGGUGUCGUUGGCUUUAUUGACCGGCUUACUCUGGUUAACGGUAUGAUGCCCCCUUGGAAUUACUUCUGCGCGGCCAGACAAGCAAGUACAAGUAUACAGUACGUACACCUUGAAAGGGUAUUUUUGAUGUCUCCAUACUAUCGGUCUACUCUUUGUUUUCGUACAAUUCGUAUCGUAUGCUAGCUAGCUAGCUACCAAGCAGCAAAAACCAUUCCAACCGUGACGAGGCAUGCUAUCCCUGAUGUUUUAAGCGUUGACGUAGGUGAAGCCACGGCAAAUUUCGUGCCUUCGCCCGGGAACACUGCACUUGACCAGGCCGUCUCAAACGGACACGAGUCAAAGCCGCCGUUGGUCAAGUGGACGCACACGCCACCACGCAGUGUAAUGUCCGACACGUUGGCGCACUUGCCAUCCUCGAGCGCAUCCAGUGGCCGCAUGUUGUUCCACGAAGCCGUCGCGAAGCUAGGAAUGAGGCGCAGCCAGCGCCAGAGGUUGUCGACAGGUUUCACGCAAGCGUCCGGAACGAUGGGUUUCGAAAACAGCUGCGCGAUGGGGACCCCGGCAGUGGUCACAAAUGGAUUGCCUUGGGCGGCGGCACAGCCCUGGUCGUUGGGGAUUUGCAGGGACGUAAGGAGGCGUUCGACAAGUUGGGCCUCGUUUCCCGCAGGUUGGGUGCUGGUGAAGGCUUGGAACCACGAAAAGCCGCAGGUUUGGUUGGUCGCGCCGUUAAACCCAGGGAAUUGGGUAGCGCACACGAUAUCUGUCGUGUAGUUAAGUAGUUUGAGGACGAAGGUGUCGAGGGGCAUACCCAGCAUGGUGGUGACGUUCGCCACAGCACCAGCACAGCAGGGGUUUGUUUUCACUUGGUCCACCAACGGAGGCAGAAUCGCCGCCCCAAGGCACGGAAUCAAAGCGUUGAUGAUAGAUACGCACGUGGAUUGGACGGCUGCGUUCGUGACAACCGGCCAGUCGUUUAAAGCGACAGAGGAGCCAGUGGGGGAAUCAAGUCGUUUGGCUUCGGUUUGGACGGUGUCAGACCAUGCCGUGGCGAAGGAUAGAGCGGCCAAACACAUUGGUUGCGAGUACGCGGAGGCGAGGAUAGUUCCAGCGAUCGCAUUCACGUCUAUCGCACCGAGGCAGCGUAGCCACGCAUCCGGCAGCCCCAACAUUUGUUGGGCCAUGUCCAUUUUGUUGUCCCGAUACAUAGCAUACAACGGACUCGUAGCGUCGCUCGGCAAUGGGCAGUAACUCAUUGCUUUCUGCGCGGCAAAGCCCGCCACGGCAGAGCAGUACACGAGCGAGCGCAUGCUUGGAUGGUUGUAAAAUGUGUCAACACAUCCGUGC
Molecule: messenger RNA, 1347 nt
Organism: Aphanomyces astaci
Lineage: Eukaryota; Oomycota; Saprolegniomycetes; Saprolegniales; Verrucalvaceae
Exons: 1
Coding region: 817-1251 (144 amino acids)
Source: RefSeq, a predicted model, not a curated record